CUCGAGUCGACAGAAAAAUGGUGUCAGCCACAGGGACAGGCACGCGGGCCCUGGAUUAGGGGUGUGCCGCUACCCCUGCCGGUCUGGGCCCAUUAUGAAUCACCAGCCCUGAUCGUAUCAACGGUUGAACAAUAUGAGGAACUAGCAGGCAGUGUUGAAUUAGAAACUCAGCGUUUAUUGCGUGAGCAUAGAUAUGACACUAUUGGCAACUUCCUCAGAUUCUAUAAGAAUUAUAUUACGAGUGGAGAAAGUAAAUUGGAUCGGUUUUAUCGCAAAUAUCAGCCUCUAAUAACACCUGAACACUAUACUUGUGUUGGGCUUGGAUUUGAAUUAUUACGUCGACUAAGUAGUUUAAAUAAAAAGUUUCCUACUAUAGCAAGCGGGCUCUACUUAGUGUCUUGCGAAGAAACAAUUGGAGAUAUUGCUAGUUAUGUUGGUGGCCCACCGGCAGCAGAUAGUGGAGAGAAAGAACAUGUUCUAGUGUGCCUGAAAAUCAAGAUUAAUGGACGUCAAGGUGUUUUGCUUCUUGAUCCUGGUUAUCAUGUUGCUCGUGUAAUUACAGUAAUGGCUGAUAAAUUAUAUCCUCAUACGGGCUGGUUUACUCAAUCUGACGAUUCAAAUUGUAAGAAAGAGUACAACUAUUUUCUGUGCGGUGAAGAUCCUGAUUAUGUCGAAUGGCAUGAAAGGGAAACUCGACCAGGUGCCUUGGAAAGAACACAAGUUGCUCUUAUUUAUAUAGCAAGGCCAUAUCUUACUGCUAUCGACGUUACAGAACGCAGAAAUUUGGUAUACAAUUUCAGAAGUUUACUAGCCCGAGACACUAAAGGUCAUGUCACAGCUGGUAUAUAUUUUCCCAUUGCCCUAGACAUGAAUAAUGCACAAACUUUUACGAUUUUCUAUCAAACAAGUAGUGGUAAGAAAAGGAUUAAAAUGCCAUUCAGCAAAUUCUGCAGCUCGCCUAAAAUAAAUCCUGAUGCAAAUGAAGUUGAAAUUAUAUUAGAAACUGCUCGUCAAUUGGGUCUAAUGCAAGAUACUCUGAAGGAUAUGCUUUCAGCUCUAGCUACUGUCAUGAGUGAUUCAACAUUUUUGGCUCAACUCUUGACUAUUAAUGCAAGAAUUAACACCCUUGCGGAAGAUAAUUAACAGAAAUCGUCAGUCCACCCUGUGCGCUGCCAAUACAACAUAAUCUUCUAUUAUAUCUUUUGCCAGCUUUCCUCUUAUGUUAUUCUAUUUCUAUUGACUAUCAUAUUUAUGCUUUGUUAUAUGUCCAAUUAUUUUUUUCCGACAACGAAUUAUAAACAAAUUUGCGCUCUUCAUUUUAUUCUUAAUAUCUUUUCCGUUUUAUAUUAGUCAAAUUGUUAGAUAUACGAACAAAUUCUAUAACCAUUCUGUAAAGGUUUAUCAUUUAUCUAUAUAUUUUCAGAAUAUUAGGUGUUCUUAAAUAGUUAUGUCUUAAAAACUACAUGGGUCGUAAUGUUCAUAACUUCAUUUAAUAAGUUUCACAUUUUUCUUCAAUAUUUGUGUUGUUACAAAACUUAUGGAUUGAUAACGAGGAAAAAAUAUGAAAUAUAUACAGUAACAACA
Molecule: messenger RNA, 1584 nt
Organism: Polistes dominula (European paper wasp)
Lineage: Eukaryota; Metazoa; Arthropoda; Insecta; Hymenoptera; Vespidae
Source: RefSeq, a predicted model, not a curated record